AUGUCUGAAGGUUUUACUUCCAUCACAACAGACAGCCCCAUAGACACUACAACAUCAGACAAUACCCCAUACAUAAGCACUACUGAGAGUGCUGCAGAUACAACAGUAUCUGAAGGUGAUACUUCCAUCACGACAACAGACAUUCCCAUACACACUAAAACAUCAGACAAUAUCACUUACAUCACUACUACACGGAGCACUGUAGACACAACAAUGUCUGAAGGUUCUACAUUCACCACAACAACAGACAGUCCCAUACACAUUACAUCAGAGAAUACCCCAUACAUCACUAGUACAGAGAGUGCCGUAGACACAACAAUGUCUGAAGGUUCUACAUCCAUCACGACAAAAGACAGUCCCAUAGACACUACAACAUCAGACAAUACUAUAACCACUACAGAAAGCACUGUAGACACAACAGUAUCUGAAGGUACUAGUUCCAUCACAAUAGAUAGUUCAAUAGACACUACAUCAAACAAUACCCCAUACAUUACUACCAUAGAGAGCACAGUCGCCACCACAAUGUCUGGUGAGAGUGCUGUAGACACAACUAUGUCCGAAGGAUCUACAUCCAUCCAUUCACAACAGACAGACAGUCCCAUAGACACUACAUCAGAUAAUACUCCAUACAUCACUACUACAGACAGCACUGUAGCCACAACAGUAUAUGAAGGUUCUACUACAUCCAUUAGGACAACAGAAAGUCCCAUAGACACUAAAACGUCAGACAAUACCACUUACAUCACUACCCCACAGAGCACUGUAGAUACAACAGUAUCUGAAGGUACUACUUCCAUCACAACAGACAGUCACAUAGACACUACAACAUCAGACAAUAUCCCAUACAUAACCACUAGAGAAAGUGCUGUAGACACAACAGUAUCUGAAGGUACUACUUCCAUCACAACAGACAGUCGCAUAGACACUACAUCCGACAAUACACCAUACAUCACUACUACAGAGAGCACUGUCGCCACCUCAAUUUCUGAAGGUUCUACUUCCAUAACAACAGACAUUGCCAUAGACACCACAACAUCAGACAAUACCUCUUACAUAACCACUAUAGAGAGCACUGUGGAUACAACAUUAUCUGAUGAUAAAACUUCCAUCACAACAGACAGUUCCAUACACUCUACAACAACAGAAAAUACCUCUUACAUCACUUCUACAGAGAGCACUGCAGAUACAACAUUACCUGAUGGUUCUACUUCAAUCACGACUACAGACAGUUCCAUAGACACUACAUCAGACAAUACCCGAUACAUCGCUACUACAGGGAUAACUGCAGCCACAACAGUAUCUGAAGGUACAACUUCCAUCACAACGGACAGUCAAGUAGACACUAGAACAUUAGACAAUACUCCCUAUAUAACCACUACAGAGAGCACUGUAGACACAACAGUAUCUGAAGGUACUACUUCCAUCACAACAGACAGUUCAAAAUACACUACAUCAAGCAAUACCCCAUACAUCAUUACUACAGAGAGCAUUGUCGCAACCACAAUGUCUGAAGGUUUUACUUCCAUCACAACAGACAGCCCCAUAGACACUACAACAUCAGACAAUACCCCAUACAUAAGCACUACUGAGAGUGCUGCAGAUACAACAGUAUCUGAAGGUGAUACUUCCAUCACGACAACAGACAUUCCCAUACACACUAAAACAUCAGACAAUAUCACUUACAUCACUACUACACGGAGCACUGUAGACACAACAAUGUCUGAAGGUUCUACAUUCACCACAACAACAGACAGUCCCAUACACAUUACAUCAGAGAAUACCCCAUACAUCACUAGUACAGAGAGUGCCGUAGACACAACAAUGUCUGAAGGUUCUACAUCCAUCACGACAAAAGACAGUCCCAUAGACACUACAACAUCAGACAAUACUAUAACCACUACAGAAAGCACUGUAGACACAACAGUAUCUGAAGGUACUAGUUCCAUCACAAUAGAUAGUUCAAUAGACACUACAUCAAACAAUACCCCAUACAUUACUACCAUAGAGAGCACAGUCGCCACCACAAUGUCUGGUGGUUCUGCCUCAAUCACGACAACAGACACUUCCAUAGACACUACAACAUCAGACAAUACCCCAUACAUAACCACUUCAGAGAGUGCUGUAGACACAACUAUGUCCGAAGGAUCUACAUCCAUUACGACAACAGACAGUCCCAUAGACACUACAUCAGAUAAUACUCCAUACAUCACUACUACAGACAGCACUGUAGCCACAACAGUAUAUGAAGGUUCUACAUCCAUUAGGACAACAGAAAGUCCCAUAGACACUAAAACGUCAGACAAUACCACUUACAUCACUACCCCACAGAGCACUGUAGAUACAACAGUAUCUGAAGGUACUACUUCCAUCACAACAGACAGUCACAUAGACACUACAACAUCAGACAAUAUCCCAUACAUAACCACUAGAGAAAGUGCUGUAGACACAACAGUAUCUGAAGGUACUACUUCCAUCACAACAGACAGUCGCAUAGACACUACAUCCGACAAUACACCAUACAUCACUACUACAGAGAGCACUGUCGCCACCUCAAUUUCUGAAGGUUCUACUUCCAUAACAACAGACAUUGCCAUAGACACCACAACAUCAGACAAUACCUCUUACAUAACCACUAUAGAGAGCACUGUGGAUACAACAUUAUCUGAUGAUAAAACUUCCAUCACAACAGACAGUUCCAUACACUCUACAACAACAGAAAAUACCUCUUACAUCACUUCUACAGAGAGCACUGCAGAUACAACAUUACCUGAUGGUUCUACUUCAAUCACGACUACAGACAGUUCCAUAGACACUACAUCAGACAAUACCCGAUACAUCGCUACUACAGGGAUAACUGCAGCCACAACAGUAUCUGAAGGUACAACUUCCAUCACAACGGACAGUCAAGUAGACACUAGAACAUUAGACAAUACUCCCUAUAUAACCACUACAGAGAGCACUGUAGACACAACAGUAUCUGAAGGUACUACUUCCAUCACAACAGACAGUUCAAAAUACACUACAUCAAGCAAUACCCCAUACAUCAUUACUACAGAGAGCAUUGUCGCAACCACAAUGUCUGAAGGUUUUACUUCCAUCACAACAGACAGCCCCAUAGACACUACAACAUCAGACAAUACCCCAUACAUAAGCACUACUGAGAGUGCUGCAGAUACAACAGUAUCUGAAGGUGAUACUUCCAUCACGACAACAGACAUUCCCAUACACACUAAAACAUCAGACAAUAUCACUUACAUCACUACUACACGGAGCACUGUAGACACAACAAUGUCUGAAGGUUCUACAUGCACCACAACAACAGACAGUCCCAUACACAUUACAUCAGAGAAUACCCCAUACAUCACUAGUACAGAGAGUGCCGUAGACACAACAAUGUCUGAAGGUUCUACAUCCAUCACGACAAAAGACAGUCCCAUAGACACUACAACAUCAGACAAUACUAUAACCACUACAGAAAGCACUGUAGACACAACAGUAUCUGAAGGUACUAGUUCCAUCACAAUAGAUAGUUCAAUAGACACUACAUCAAACAAUACCCCAUACAUUACUACCAUAGAGAGCACAGUCGCCACCACAAUGUCUGGUGGUUCUGCCUCAAUCACGACAACAGACACUUCCAUAGACACUACAACAUCAGACAAUACCCCAUACAUAACCACUUCAGAGAGUGCUGUAGACACAACUAUGUCCGAAGGAUCUACAUCCAUUACGACAACAGACAGUCCCAUAGACACUACAUCAGAUAAUACUCCAUACAUCACUACUACAGACAGCACUGUAGCCACAACAGUAUAUGAAGGUUCUACAUCCAUUAGGACAACAGAAAGUCCCAUAGACACUAAAACGUCAGACAAUACCACUUACAUCACUACCCCACAGAGCACUGUAGAUACAACAGUAUCUGAAGGUACUACUUCCAUCACAACAGACAGUCACAUAGACACUACAACAUCAGACAAUAUCCCAUACAUAACCACUAGAGAAAGUGCUGUAGACACAACAGUAUCUGAAGGUACUACUUCCAUCACAACAGACAGUCGCAUAGACACUACAUCCGACAAUACACCAUACAUCACUACUACAGAGAGCACUGUCGCCACCUCAAUUUCUGAAGGUUCUACUUCCAUAACAACAGACAUUGCCAUAGACACCACAACAUCAGACAAUACCUCUUACAUAACCACUAUAGAGAGCACUGUGGAUACAACAUUAUCUGAUGAUAAAACUUCCAUCACAACAGACAGUUCCAUACACUCUACAACAACAGAAAAUACCUCUUACAUCACUUCUACAGAGAGCACUGCAGAUACAACAUUACCUGAUGGUUCUACUUCAAUCACGACUACAGACAGUUCCAUAGACACUACAUCAGACAAUACCCGAUACAUCGCUACUACAGGGAUAACUGCAGCCACAACAGUAUCUGAAGGUACAACUUCCAUCACAACGGACAGUCAAGUAGACACUAGAACAUUAGACAAUACUCCCUAUAUAACCACUACAGAGAGCACUGUAGACACAACAGUAUCUGAAGGUACUACUUCCAUCACAACAGACAGUUCAAAAUACACUACAUCAAGCAAUACCCCAUACAUCAUUACUACAGAGAGCAUUGUCGCAACCACAAUGUCUGAAGGUUUUACUUCCAUCACAACAGACAGCCCCAUAGACACUACAACAUCAGACAAUACCCCAUACAUAAGCACUACUGAGAGUGCUGCAGAUACAACAGUAUCUGAAGGUGAUACUUCCAUCACGACAACAGACAUUCCCAUACACACUAAAACAUCAGACAAUAUCACUUACAUCACUACUACACGGAGCACUGUAGACACAACAAUGUCUGAAGGUUCUACAUUCACCACAACAACAGACAGUCCCAUACACAUUACAUCAGAGAAUACCCCAUACAUCACUAGUACAGAGAGUGCCGUAGACACAACAAUGUCUGAAGGUUCUACAUCCAUCACGACAAAAGACAGUCCCAUAGACACUACAACAUCAGACAAUACUAUAACCACUACAGAAAGCACUGUAGACACAACAGUAUCUGAAGGUACUAGUUCCAUCACAAUAGAUAGUUCAAUAGACACUACAUCAAACAAUACCCCAUACAUUACUACCAUAGAGAGCACAGUCGCCACCACAAUGUCUGGUGGUUCUGCCUCAAUCACGACAACAGACACUUCCAUAGACACUACAACAUCAGACAAUACCCCAUACAUAACCACUUCAGAGAGUGCUGUAGACACAACUAUGUCCGAAGGAUCUACAUCCAUUUCGACAACAGACAGUCCCAUAGACACUACAUCAGAUAAUACUCCAUACAUCACUACUACAGACAGCACUGUAGCCACAACAGUAUAUGAAGGUUCUACAUCCAUUAGGACAACAGAAAGUCCCAUAGACACUAAAACGUCAGACAAUACCACUUACAUCACUACCCCACAGAGCACUGUAGAUACAACAGUAUCUGAAGGUACUACUUCCAUCACAACAGACAGUCACAUAGACACUACAACAUCAGACAAUAUCCCAUACAUAACCACUAGAGAAAGUGCUGUAGACACAACAGUAUCUGAAGACAGUUCCAUACACUCUACAACAACAGAAAAUACCUCUUACAUCACUUCUACAGAGAGCACUGCAGAUACAACAUUACCUGAUGGUUCUACUUCAAUCACGACUACAGACAGUUCCAUAGACACUACAUCAGACAAUACCCGAUACAUCGCUACUACAGGGAUAACUGCAGCCACAACAGUAUCUGAAGGUACAACUUCCAUCACAACGGACAGUCAAGUAGACACUAGAACAUUAGACAAUACUCCCUAUAUAACCACUACAGAGAGCACUGUAGACACAACAGUAUCUGAAGGUACUACUUCCAUCACAACAGACAGUUCAAAAUACACUACAUCAAGCAAUACCCCAUACAUCAUUACUACAGAGAGCAUUGUCGCAACCACAAUGUCUGAAGGUUUUACUUCCAUCACAACAGACAGCCCCAUAGACACUACAACAUCAGACAAUACCCCAUACAUAAGCACUACUGAGAGUGCUGCAGAUACAACAGUAUCUGAAGGUGAUACUUCCAUCACGACAACAGACAUUCCCAUACACACUAAAACAUCAGACAAUAUCACUUACAUCACUACUACACGGAGCACUGUAGACACAACAAUGUCUGAAGGUUCUACAUUCACCACAACAACAGACAGUCCCAUACACAUUACAUCAGAGAAUACCCCAUACAUCACUAGUACAGAGAGUGCCGUAGACACAACAAUGUCUGAAGGUUCUACAUCCAUCACGACAAAAGACAGUCCCAUAGACACUACAACAUCAGACAAUACUAUAACCACUACAGAAAGCACUGUAGACACAACAGUAUCUGAAGGUACUAGUUCCAUCACAAUAGAUAGUUCAAUAGACACUACAUCAAACAAUACCCCAUACAUUACUACCAUAGAGAGCACAGUCGCCACCACAAUGUCUGGUGGUUCUGCCUCAAUCACGACAACAGACACUUCCAUAGACACUACAACAUCAGACAAUACCCCAUACAUAACCACUUCAGAGAGUGCUGUAGACACAACUAUGUCCGAAGGAUCUACAUCCAUUACGACAACAGACAGUCCCAUAGACACUACAUCAGAUAAUACUCCAUACAUCACUACUACAGACAGCACUGUAGCCACAACAGUAUAUGAAGGUUCUACAUCCAUUAGGACAACAGAAAGUCCCAUAGACACUAAAACGUCAGACAAUACCACUUACAUCACUACCCCACAGAGCACUGUAGAUACAACAGUAUCUGAAGGUACUACUUCCAUCACAACAGACAGUCACAUAGACACUACAACAUCAGACAAUAUCCCAUACAUAACCACUAGAGAAAGUGCUGUAGACACAACAGUAUCUGAAGGUACUACUUCCAUCACAACAGACAGUCGCAUAGACACUACAUCCGACAAUACACCAUACAUCACUACUACAGAGAGCACUGUCGCCACCUCAAUUUCUGAAGGUUCUACUUCCAUAACAACAGACAUUGCCAUAGACACCACAACAUCAGACAAUACCUCUUACAUAACCACUAUAGAGAGCACUGUGGAUACAACAUUAUCUGAUGAUAAAACUUCCAUCACAACAGACAGUUCCAUACACUCUACAACAACAGAAAAUACCUCUUACAUCACUUCUACAGAGAGCACUGCAGAUACAACAUUACCUGAUGGUUCUACUUCAAUCACGACUACAGACAGUUCCAUAGACACUACAUCAGACAAUACCCGAUACAUCGCUACUACAGGGAUAACUGCAGCCACAACAGUAUCUGAAGGUACAACUUCCAUCACAACGGACAGUCAAGUAGACACUAGAACAUUAGACAAUACUCCCUAUAUAACCACUACAGAGAGCACUGUAGACACAACAGUAUCUGAAGGUACUACUUCCAUCACAACAGACAGUUCAAAAUACACUACAUCAAGCAAUACCCCAUACAUCAUUACUACAGAGAGCAUUGUCGCAACCACAAUGUCUGAAGGUUUUACUUCCAUCACAACAGACAGCCCCAUAGACACUACAACAUCAGACAAUACCCCAUACAUAAGCACUACUGAGAGUGCUGCAGAUACAACAGUAUCUGAAGGUGAUACUUCCAUCACGACAACAGACAUUCCCAUACACACUAAAACAUCAGACAAUAUCACUUACAUCACUACUACACGGAGCACUGUAGACACAACAAUGUCUGAAGGUUCUACAUUCACCACAACAACAGACAGUCCCAUACACAUUACAUCAGAGAAUACCCCAUACAUCACUAGUACAGAGAGUGCCGUAGACACAACAAUGUCUGAAGGUUCUACAUCCAUCACGACAAAAGACAGUCCCAUAGACACUACAACAUCAGACAAUACUAUAACCACUACAGAAAGCACUGUAGACACAACAGUAUCUGAAGGUACUAGUUCCAUCACAAUAGAUAGUUCAAUAGACACUACAUCAAACAAUACCCCAUACAUUACUACCAUAGAGAGCACAGUCGCCACCACAAUGUCUGGUGGUUCUGCCUCAAUCACGACAACAGACACUUCCAUAGACACUACAACAUCAGACAAUACCCCAUACAUAACCACUUCAGAGAGUGCUGUAGACACAACUAUGUCCGAAGGAUCUACAUCCAUUACGACAACAGACAGUCCCAUAGACACUACAUCAGAUAAUACUCCAUACAUCACUACUACAGACAGCACUGUAGCCACAACAGUAUAUGAAGGUUCUACAUCCAUUAGGACAACAGAAAGUCCCAUAGACACUAAAACGUCAGACAAUACCACUUACAUCACUACCCCACAGAGCACUGUAGAUACAACAGUAUCUGAAGGUACUACUUCCAUCACAACAGACAGUCACAUAGACACUACAACAUCAGACAAUAUCCCAUACAUAACCACUAGAGAAAGUGCUGUAGACACAACAGUAUCUGAAGGUACUACUUCCAUCACAACAGACAGUCGCAUAGACACUACAUCCGACAAUACACCAUACAUCACUACUACAGAGAGCACUGUCGCCACCUCAAUUUCUGAAGGUUCUACUUCCAUAACAACAGACAUUGCCAUAGACACCACAACAUCAGACAAUACCUCUUACAUAACCACUAUAGAGAGCACUGUGGAUACAACAUUAUCUGAUGAUAAAACUUCCAUCACAACAGACAGUUCCAUACACUCUACAACAACAGAAAAUACCUCUUACAUCACUUCUACAGAGAGCACUGCAGAUACAACAUUACCUGAUGGUUCUACUUCAAUCACGACUACAGACAGUUCCAUAGACACUACAUCAGACAAUACCCGAUACAUCGCUACUACAGGGAUAACUGCAGCCACAACAGUAUCUGAAGGUACAACUUCCAUCACAACGGACAGUCAAGUAGACACUAGAACAUUAGACAAUACUCCCUAUAUAACCACUACAGAGAGCACUGUAGACACAACAGUAUCUGAAGGUACUACUUCCAUCACAACAGACAGUUCAAAAUACACUACAUCAAGCAAUACCCCAUACAUCAUUACUACAGAGAGCAUUGUCGCAACCACAAUGUCUGAAGGUUUUACUUCCAUCACAACAGACAGCCCCAUAGACACUACAACAUCAGACAAUACCCCAUACAUAAGCACUACUGAGAGUGCUGCAGAUACAACAGUAUCUGAAGGUGAUACUUCCAUCACGACAACAGACAUUCCCAUACACACUAAAACAUCAGACAAUAUCACUUACAUCACUACUACACGGAGCACUGUAGACACAACAAUGUCUGAAGGUUCUACAUUCACCACAACAACAGACAGUCCCAUACACAUUACAUCAGAGAAUACCCCAUACAUCACUAGUACAGAGAGUGCCGUAGACACAACAAUGUCUGAAGGUUCUACAUCCAUCACGACAAAAGACAGUCCCAUAGACACUACAACAUCAGACAAUACUAUAACCACUACAGAAAGCACUGUAGACACAACAGUAUCUGAAGGUACUAGUUCCAUCACAAUAGAUAGUUCAAUAGACACUACAUCAAACAAUACCCCAUACAUUACUACCAUAGAGAGCACAGUCGCCACCACAAUGUCUGGUGGUUCUGCCUCAAUCACGACAACAGACACUUCCAUAGACACUACAACAUCAGACAAUACCCCAUACAUAACCACUUCAGAGAGUGCUGUAGACACAACUAUGUCCGAAGGAUCUACAUCCAUUACGACAACAGACAGUCCCAUAGACACUACAUCAGAUAAUACUCCAUACAUCACUACUACAGACAGCACUGUAGCCACAACAGUAUAUGAAGGUUCUACAUCCAUUAGGACAACAGAAAGUCCCAUAGACACUAAAACGUCAGACAAUACCACUUACAUCACUACCCCACAGAGCACUGUAGAUACAACAGUAUCUGAAGGUACUACUUCCAUCACAACAGACAGUCACAUAGACACUACAACAUCAGACAAUAUCCCAUACAUAACCACUAGAGAAAGUGCUGUAGACACAACAGUAUCUGAAGGUACUACUUCCAUCACAACAGACAGUCGCAUAGACACUACAACAUCAGACAAUACUACUUAUAUAACCAGUACAGAAAGCACUGUAGACACAACAGUAUCUGAAGGUACUAGUUCCAUCACAAUAGAGAGUUCAAUAGACACUACAUCAGACAAUACCCCAUACAUUACUACCAUAGAGAGCACAGUCGCCACCACAAUGUCUGGUAGUUUUGCCUCAAUCACGACAACAGACACUUCCAUAGACACUACAACAUCAGACAAUACCCCAUACAUAACCACUUCAGAGAGUGCUGUAGACACAACUAUGUCUGAAGGAUCUACAUCCACUACGACAACAGACAGUCCCAUAGACACUACAUCGGAUAAUACCUUAUACAUCACUAGUACAGAGAGUGCUGUAGACACAACAAUGUCUGAAGGUUCUACUUCCAUCACAACAGACAGUUCAAAAUACACUACAUUAAGCAAUACCCCAUACAUCAUUACUACAGAGAGCAUUGUCGCCACCACAAUGUCGGAAGGUUUUACUUCCAUAACAACAGACAUUCCCAUAGACACUACAACAUCAGACAAUACCCCAAACAUAACCCUUACUGAGAGUGCUGCAGAUACAACAUUACCUGAAGGUGAUACUUCCAUCACAACAGACAUUCCCAUAUACACUACAAUAUCAGACAAUACCACUUACAUCACUACUACACAGAGCACUGUAGACACAACAAUGUCUGAAGGUUCUACUUCCAUAACAACUGACACUCCCAUAAACACUACAAAAUCGGACAAUACCCCAUAUAUAACCACUAUUGAGAGUGCUGCAGAUACAACAUUAUCUGAAGGUGAUACUUCCAUCACAACGGACAGUCCCAUAGACACUACAACAUCAGACAAUGUCCCAUACAUAACGACUACUGAGAGUGCUGCAGAUACAACAUUAUCUGAAGGUGACACUUCCAUCACGACAACAGACAUUCCCAUAGACACCACAACAUCAGAAAACACCUCUUACAUCACUUCUACAGAGAGUGCUGUAGACACAACAAUGUCUGAAGGUUCUACAUCCAUCACGACAACAGACAGCCCCAUAGACACUACAUCAGACAAUACCCCAUACAUCACUACUACAGAGAUAGCUGUAGACACAAAAGUAUUUGAUGAUACUGCUUCCAUCACGACAACAGGCAAUCUUGAUGACAUAACAAUAUCAGAUGGUAGUAAUUCAAUCACCGCAAGAGAGAGUCCUACAGACACGACAACGUCGUAUUAUGAUAAUUCUCGAAGAGACUCUACGACAAUCGGACAGUUGUUAGAGAUGUCUCCACAUCCCAUUGUGCCCACCUUAAUUCCCACAAGGUUGACAUCCCCUACAGGUGGAAGAGUAUUACUUUGUGAGAGUGAAACCAAAACUAUCACCUGUACGUUGCCUUAUGUGAUCAAUAUCAUAGAAACUUGGCACGGCCGGAAUGAUACAGCGAUAUGCCGUGCAGAGAUGACGUCAACGUUGUGUCAUUCUGACGUAACAACGACGAAAACAGUAAUCAACAAGGCUUGUCAAGACAAGAGUAUCUGUAUUCUAUCGGCUGUCCCUCAUAUGUAUGGAAACGCUUGCAUUGACAAACAUGCUUAUCUUGCGGUUGUCUACGAGUGUUCUCUACCAGAACCGGAAGUUCAACAGAAACAACAAGUUCAUCAAAGCUUCCAGGCCAGUUUUACAAACAUCAACUUGACGGUUGCCAUUGCAUGGAGAGUACAAGUGCCACACGUGGGGUCAUGUGGUUUACGUUGUCGAACUGACCACACAUGUGUAUCUUUCGCGUUUUCCGCGAAUGAGAGGAUAUGUCAAGGUCACAAAACCAUAGCUUCAAACAUGGUUAAAGGUGAAGGUCAUCCAGGAAAUGGAAUAUCCUAUUUUGUUUUGAGAUGGUGCGAUGGUGACGGAUUCGUGUAUGACGUCACGGGUGUAUGUUAUGGGAUAUAUGGUAUUCGCCACACCCAGGCCGACGGUCAGACAGCAUGCUCUCGGCACGGCAUUGGAUACGGAAAAGUGACGGGACAGUUAAUGAUUCUAGACACACCGCAAAAACUACAGGGCAUGUGGGUCAAAACUCGUCAAGAUUCCUGGUUAGCACAGGAAAGUUUGUUUAUUGUUUCCGGUGGCAGGAAUGAGAUUGGUGAUUGGACAUUCCAUGACGGAUCCAUCAUUCCGGACGAUAUGUGGGUCCAAGGAGUUCUGGAAACCCACUCUGGAGUCUGUGUCUCAAUGUCACGUGAUGGUCUUGUGCCAAUUGACUGUGCCACAAAACGUUUCUUCAUGUGUGAAAAAGUUGUAUUAAAACAAAUAACAUGA
Molecule: messenger RNA, 12438 nt
Organism: Ylistrum balloti
Lineage: Eukaryota; Metazoa; Mollusca; Bivalvia; Pectinida; Pectinidae
Product: serine-rich adhesin for platelets-like
Exons: 7
Coding region: 1-12438 (4145 amino acids)
Molecular function (GO): carbohydrate binding
Source: RefSeq, a predicted model, not a curated record